Messenger RNA from Heterobilharzia americana, 3499 nucleotides. Lineage: Eukaryota; Metazoa; Platyhelminthes; Trematoda; Strigeidida; Schistosomatidae. The record is from the annotation of a GenBank genome assembly.
AAAUUGGAAAUAUUGAAACGAAUCAAAUAAUAAUUUCAGUCAGAUUUCUAGAAUUUAAAAAAUUGGUCAACAUUAUACAGCGCUAUUUUUAUUUUACUACGACUGGUACUAUUUAAAGGAGGAUAUCGGUUAUAUAUAUAUAUACACGUCUAUAUAUGUCUCGAUAUGUCUAUAAAUAUGUUCUGGAUAAAAGUGCAAAAUAACGUGCACACUUAUGGGAAUCCAUAAACAAAUAUAUUUAUCAAGACAAUGUAAUUGAUUAAUUGAUUAAUGGCCAUUGGGUUUUGGCGGACUUUGUAUUUGGUUAUCAAAACUAUUUGUUAUAUGCAUCUAUUUAUAUCAAAAAGAUAUUUCUUAGUUGUUAAAACAGUUACAGCAGAUCGAUUUGGUAGUCAGUUAAAUGAACUUGAUAAUCAUCAAUAUUCAUAUCCAUCAUUAUACAGAUUAGAGUCAUAUCGUAUUAACAGUAGGCAGAGUUCGAAUACUCGCCCAUCAUAUGGUAUUUAUACUUCAAGUCAACAACAACAACAGCAACAUAGACAACAAGAGUAUAUACCAAUUAGUGAACUUGUUAAUUUAUCCUAUCCAUCGAUUGUACAUGAAAAUAAAUGGAAUACCUAUAUGAACCGUGUAAAUAAUCAAUAUGUCAACAAUACUACUGCCAAUUCUGAUAGUAGAAGUAACAGUAUUAGUAAUAAUCAAUCACAUGGGACUUCAUUUUCAGCCAGUUUAUCCAAUUCAGUAUCCUCUUCAUCCUCUUCCACUUCAUUAUCAUUGUUAGGCACAAUAUACACCCCUAAAAUAUCUUAUGCCGGUGAAUCAAAGACAGAACAAAUUUUAAAGUAUAUACUCACUAAUUAUAAAACUCAUGAAAGACCGAAUGAAAAUUCAAUUGAUCCAACAAUUGUUAGUGUAUUCAUUCAUAUAAUCGAUGUGUCAUCAAGUAAUGUUGUUCUAAUGGAGUAUACAAUUAAUUGUUACCUACGUCAACAAUGGCAAGAUCCACGUUUAUCUUGGGAUACUGAUCCAGUGUUAAGCAGUUCAGUAAAAGAUCUUCUACUAAAUCAACAAAAAAAACAACUUUGGUUACCUGAUUUAUUUUUUCGUAAUGGGAAAUCUGGAUUUCUACACGAUAUGUCUCAACCGAAUUAUUUACUUCGGGUAAAAUCUGAUGGACAGGUAUUGUAUAGUCAAAAGAUUACAAUGGUAUUAUCAUGUCAAAUGUAUCUGAAAAAGUUCCCUAUGGAUAAACAGGAGUGUACAGUAAACAUAGGCUCUUAUGGAUAUACAAUUGAUCAGUUGAAAUUUGUAUGGCAUCAUGAAAAACCGGUAACAAUAGCCGAGGAUUUAAAGUUAUUAGAAUUUGAAAGUCCACAAGGUGCAUACACUUUGGACUGUACAAAAAAUGGAACAACAAACACAGGAACGUAUAGCUGUUUACUAUUGGUAAUACCAUUGAGACGACUAAUUGGCUCAUAUAUUGUUACAACAUAUAUUCCAGAAAUACUAAUUGUUAUGGUAUCAUGGUUAGGAUUCUGGAUUGAUAUCAAAGCCGUACCAGCUAGAGUAACACUGGGACUGUUGACACUACUUGGCCUCCUAACGGAAAGCAGCAGUGUCAGUUCACAGUUGCCCAAAGUGACUUAUCUAAAAGCAAUUGAUGUCUGGCUAACAGUAUGUCUACUAUUCGUGGUUGCAGCGCUAGCAGAAUUCGCCUAUGCUUACAUGAUGGCGCCUAAAAGUGAAGGUCAUGAAUGGGAGCCAGAAGUAAGGGAGCUGGUUCGAGUUCUCUUGACAACAUAUACUGGACAAGUUCGAUGUUGUUGUUGUUAUACAAAAAAUGCUCACCAUAAACCUGUUUUAAAACUAAACAGCCAAAGAUCCCAGUCACAUCAACCCCAGCCUAUGGAUGGUGCUAUCAAAAAGUCAAACUUGAAAGUUACAAGAGGUACUGAAUCGGAUCCAGAAUUCUCAGUGAAGCUUAAAAAACCAGUGAGAACAAACAGGUCAACACAUAUCAGUAAAUCAGCGAAGGCACGCUGUAAAAUCUGUGAUUCCUACCAACCAGUAUGCUGUACGUGCCCAACAUGUUCUCGGUUAAAGUGUCCUGAAGCACCGCGAAGAAAACCUACACAGGUGAAAAUAUCAACAAAACCUCAAAAACUGGAAACAAUGAAAUCAAUUAACCUUGUAAAACAAAGGCAAGAAAUGAUUUCUACUGUAGUUGAUUUUUCUACAUCAAUGAAAACACUGAAGAAAGGUAAAACAGUCAGAAGAAGAAGACGUCCUCCUCAAUCAGUGAAAACUGAUUCAUGUCGAGUAUUAAUUGAACCUUUAUACAAAGAAUUACUAGAAGAUAAACAACCAAUGAAAUCAGCAUUAAAAAUCAAAGUUGCACGAAAAUAUGAUUUGAAAACUACAUUUUUAGAUAGUAAUAAUAAUGCUAACAAUAAUAAUAGUAAUCCUAAAGAUGAUAGAAAAGAAUCAUCAACUUUAUUAAAUCACAACCAUCAUGAAGAUCUUCAACAAAAGGAGGAAUUAUGGCAGUCAACUAGACCAUUCACUGAAUGCCUAUGUUUAAAGUUGAAUUGCUGUGCAUUCCAACAGUCGAAAUCAGUUAUUUCCAGGAAACUUAACUCAGUUAAGUUGGAUAUACCUUAUGAAUCGCCGAUAGAUGCCUACAGUCGAUUAAUUUUUCCUGCUUCCUUCUUUUUAUUUAUGUUUAUCUACUGGUUUGUAUAUCUUGUCUUAGCUAAGGAUUGAUUGACUACAUCAUAUUCUCCAGCUGUUUACUGUAGUACAUGAAUUGACAAUCAAAAGAUAUACAGUUAUUACAUUUUGUCUUUCAAACAACUAGCCCUUUUUAUAAUAUACAAGUAUAUACUUAUAUAUUAGUAAGAACAAGUAAUUACAUAUAGCUCAGUUAGUUAGAACAUCUCAGACAACUAUCUGUAUCUCUGCCAACUCCCUGACCUCUUCAACUUCAGUUGCCUGGCUACCUGGUUCCUUGCUAGGCUGUCUAAUUCCUUAUUAUUUUCAGGAUCCAAAAACAAUCAUACACAUGGAAAUAUAAACAUCUAUACACAAAUCCACACACACUCUUAUACAUAAGAAAAAGCAAUGUAGAAGAAACAGGAAUGGAAUAAAACAAGCUCUCUCCAUGUAUCUCCUCAAGGAGGACAAGAGGAAACUACAUAAGACUGUAUGCUCGUACAGCUAAGUAUAAGAAUUCAACUGUACCUUACCUUGCACGUAUAUUUUGUGAGGAGAAAAGUGUUAGAACAGAAAUCACACAUCAACUUUGUGACAGUUAAAAAUCUCAUUUCAAUAAUUUAACUUACAAUGUAGAAUUUUCUCGUUUUUAAUAUUCUUCACAUAACUUAAAAGGCUGCAAAAUAGUAUGUAUAUACCUAUAUUUUGUUGUUAUUGCAAUAUAUAUUACGCUGAGAAUUCCAAAUUGUACCACAAAUUGCUUGGAAUAAAGUGAAUUAUUACUAUU